CUCCAUUCAAGUUGCUGCACUGCACAUCCUCGUCACAACUCGCAUCUCAGUCCUCUGUUUCAAGCCGUACAGCUGGCAAAUUACCCUGCCUUGGUAUCUAGCAAUACUACCCACUCGGUCCUCCUCCACCCAGCCUUCACGCCGCAAAGUCAUCUAGAAGCCAACCCAAGGCAUCCUUUGUCCUCGCUGCCACAACUCCUCCUACAACAACGACCACACCACGACGAAAGACUACAAGCCACAAGCCCACACUGACAAUCAACACCACGACCACCCACAGCUGAAUCAAACCCCAUCAUGUCCGACGCCUACGCGCGCGAAGAGCAAAACAAUGCUCUCCUCUCAUCCCUGUCUCAAAAGACCUCGGCCCUCAAACACAUCACGCUCGACAUCUACGACAACGCCCGGUCGCAAGAGACACUCGACAAUACCAAUGAGGUGUUUAGUUCGAUGGGCACCAGUAUCCGUGGGUCUGCGGGCCGGUUGACUCGCAUGGCGAGACAGGGGGAUAAAAUUGCGGUGCUGAAGUUGGCGGGGAUUAUUGUCGUUGUGGUUUUGGUUGUUUAUUGGGUUGGGGGGUGGAUUCUGGGGUUGUUUUUUGGUCGGUAGAUAUGGGAAUACCAGGAACACACCAGGGACACCGCCAGCAGAUGGAGAGAAUCGGACUUCAACAUGGGCUUGGAAAUAUCGUCUGGAUGGCGACGGAAAGGGGAACCGGGAAGAUGGAGGGAGUUCAUAAGGAAAUGGAGGGGGAUUUGAGUGCUGUGGCAGGCCUCGUAACGUCGUGAUCUUGGUGACCAAGAGUCGAGAUCAACGCGCGGCUGGAUAACAUGAUCCAGCGGUAGCUGGGGUGGAAUGCUCGGGCAGAAUGGAUGGAAUGUCCUGCACCCAACGGGAGGAAUUAUGCCGGCCUACGCUACGACCAUGUCAAUAUCGCGAACAAGAUGCGGCUGUGAGGGAAUCGAACAGAUGCACAUGGCGUGCAGGAAACAAGGGUAUAAAGUGACCGAAACCAUAUCCGUGGUCAACAACUGUUCCGCUAUGGGGGCUGCAUUGAUUGAACGGAUGGUGGACCAGCAAUACUCAAGCCCAAGCUCGACCUCUCGACUUGCCCCCAAUGACGGAUUCCAAGAGCAACAGCAACACUAACACUGAUUGGCGUGUUCAAUGAACGAGAAGCAAGAAUCAAGUGACGGUCUUCAUGCAGACGGAUGUGGGGAGCUUUGACUCGGAUCUCGAACAACCCAAAGCAAGGGUAGACGUCCAAAGAGGGAGCAGGGAAGGGGUAAAGGAAUGCAAUUGCAGACAGCCCCAGACGGGGGCAAAGGGUGUGAUAGAGACAGACGACCACCAUUCAAGAAGAGGCGCAAACAUUCAGGUGGCGGCCGCGGCGUUCUGGAAGCCAAUAUGCGCGUGCCUAUAUCGACCUAAGCCUAGCUGCUGAGUUAUGCUGUGUCCCACCAGGCCGUGAGCAGGAUGGUCGAGAAGACGACAUGAGAGGAGAGGGGAGGAGCGGACUAGCCGGAGGAGCCAUGGCAUCUUUGUCCAAUGCAUAGCUCAAUCCACGGUGCCUUCCUAGCAAGCAAAAGGGCACAUUAUUGAGCAAUAUAGAAUCGAUUUUAGUUACGAGGAUGGUGACUCUUGAGUUGAUUCUCAUUAAGAGGCUUGCAUUGCCUGAUACUAAACACAAUUCAAAUAAACCGUCCGCUGCCGGCCGCAGACCUGC
Exophiala dermatitidis NIH/UT8656 is the source of this 1726-nucleotide messenger RNA. Its product is annotated as blocked early in transport 1. The transcript is spliced from 2 exons. The coding region runs from base 298 to 609 and encodes 103 amino acids. Gene Ontology annotation, biological process: intra-Golgi vesicle-mediated transport. The record is from RefSeq and is a predicted model, not a curated record. NCBI's taxonomy places the organism in Eukaryota, Fungi, Ascomycota, Eurotiomycetes, Chaetothyriales, Herpotrichiellaceae.